UUACUAUGCUUCUAGAUGUCUUGGCUAUGGUCACAUGAUUCUUUCAGCUACUGGGUUGAUGAGAAAUCUCCUGUGGGACCAGACCAAGCCACAGCCAUCAAACGUUUGGCCAGAAUUUCCUUGGUUAAAAAGAUCAUGAAGAAAUGGUCAGUGACUCAAAAUCUGACUUUCAAAGAGCAGUUGGAAGGUGGGAUCCGCUACUUUGAUCUUCGUGUAUCUUCCAAACCUGAGGAAAUAGGACAAGAGAUUUACUUCAUACAUGGCUUGUUUGGCAUCAAAGUAUGGGAUGGGCUGAAGGAGAUUAACACCUUUCUUGAGCAGCACCCUAAGGAAGUAGUCUUCUUGGACUUCAAUCACUUCUAUGCCAUGGAUGACAGCCAUCACUUCUUCCUGAUCAGUAGGAUCCGCUCAGCCUUUGGAUCCAAACUUUGUUCAGCUGAAUGUGUAGAAUAUGUGACAUUACAGUACAUGUGGGAGAAGAAACACCAGGUUCUUAUAUUCUACCACUACCCUUUGUAUCGGGAAUACCCCUUCCUGUGGCCAGGGUAUAAAAUGCCAGCACCAUGGGCUAAUACAACCAACGUGCAUGAACUGUUACAGUUCUUGGAGACCACUCUUGAGGAACGAAGUCGUUACGGGACUUUUCAUGUUUCUCAAGCAAUUCUUACACCUCGAGUGAAUACUAUUGCACGGCAUCUAACCCGUGGUCUGAAGAACACACUUGUUCAUAGGAACCUGCCCAUGAUUUUAGAUUGGGUGAAAGCACAGAAACCAGGUGUUAGAGGUGUUAACAUAAUUACAUCAGACUUUGUGGAGCUGGAUGACUUUGCUGCUACAGUUAUUGCAUUAAACGACCUUCUUUUAGAAGAGGAUGAAAGUGCAACUGCAUCCUGAUUGCUGUGUCCCACUUGUGCUCCUCGGUGGACAUCUUCAAACUACACUGAACCUUUUAUUUAAGUGAAACCCAUUUUGUAAUCUCUGGUUAUUUAAAAAAAAAAUUCUAGCGGAAGGAUGAUUCAACAUCACCUACAGGCAGGUCCCUUCUCCCAGUGAUGUGUGGAUCUGAGUGGAAGGGGAAGGGCUGUCAGUGCUGCUGCGUGUCUGUCUGUGGUUGCGUGUUUGCCCAAGUUACGCACACAUCCACGCGGUGUCUGCCUGCCAACAAGCGGCUGCCCUCUGGAGCAGAUGUACCCGAUUAUGUUGCAUGUCUCCCUGGUGACAGGACUCACCGUGCCCUUGCGUGUGCAUCCUGCUCGUUUCCCAACAGCAGGGCUGGAUCAAACCAAGGAUGGCUGCUGAUCCGUUAGCAGUGUGACCAGGCCGGCAGAGAUGGUAUUGUUCUUGGGCCUCCUCAGGCAUAGCUGGGCUCAGCUGGAGGCUGCUGCUGUAUUCAUUAUGCUGUUUUAGACACUACCUCUGACUUACUUGAAGAAACAAUAUUGCUGUUGUUCAGGGGGAAGCUGUUACACUGCGGUGAAUAUCUGAGCUCUCCUUUGGGCCUGACAGGCAAAGGCUUGGCACGCUCAGCCUCUUCAAAGUCCAAACUGUUGUUCUGGACCUUUUUAUUUUACUUUAAUACUUUAAUACAUUUAUUGCAACCAUGUUUAAGUGUGUUUCUUUUGGCAUUAAUUUGGAGAAUAUUUCAGUCUUCAAAUUAUGAGGAUCAUAAUUUACAAGUCUGAAUUCCUGUUAUCAGACAUUUGAGAAACCACAGUGCAACCUUUCUCUUUUGCUUGCUGGGCACUUGAUUUUUUCCCAUCCCUUGAGUCUUCUUUGGGGAAGGUCUCACACCCAGACAACCUUUCUCUGGAAAGGAGGUGGUCUGUGUGGGAGUUUGCUUGGUAUUCAAAGAACUGCAGCUGAUGGACUGCUCAGAACCCAAAUAUUUAAUCUCUGCUUUGCAAUGUGAAAGUGAAUUCUGAAAUUGGACCCAAAAGUUGUGCUUGUAGUCAGCCACAGCUAUGGGGGAGAAAUUUCUCCAGCCUGUACCCACUAGUGACAAAGCAAGCAAUAGUCACAGAAUCCCAGGCAGGCAUCACUGCUGGGACUUUCUGUAGUCAUACACAUUUUUGUGUUGAUUCACAACAAAAUGUGACCAUGUGUGCUUGAGCCAAUGCAGUCACAUGUUGGUACUUAUCAGAACUUAAUUGACUAUCUGAUAGCAGUCCUACAGUCUGAUUUGUCUUGGGUUAAAAAAAAGCAAAAGUGACUGAUUAGCAUAUACUUCUGUGCUCGGUCAUCUUCCUAAAGCAACUGUUGGUGCACAAAUUGUUUGGUAAUUAUGAAUUUGUGUUAAUCUCGAAGCUAUUUAUAAUAGAAUGUAUCAUCUUUACAGUUAUUUUACUCAAAAGAAAAGGGAAUCUUCAGAUUGGUUAUUUGUUUUGUUAUGUAUCCUGUGUCUGCCAUCAUGGUCUGACAGCCCAGAACAAAAACCCAGAAGCUCUUUGUUUGCUUGUCACAAACUCUGAAAUCAGGACAAGUUUAAAGGUUUGCAAACCUUCCAUGUGAACCUUGGCUGAGUUCUGUGUGGAGUGUAAUCUGAUUUAUCUGUUUGCAUGGUUUUCAUUAGAGUUCCUUGAAUUUUUUUUUAACUGAAUCCUCUAAGGGAGUUGGGGGUGGGGGGUGCCUGUCUCUCAAGCUGUCUUUCUCCAUUCCUCUGUUUCAGUGAUGGGGUGCAGGUCAUGAAAAUCAGUUUUUUGGGAGCUAAAGCUCAAAUUUCUAGUUUAAAACCUCCUUUGAAAACCCCAGCAGGCAGUUUUUAUUAUUUUUGGUUUUUUUUUUCUUGUUGAUUAAACUGUUGGAACCUGUUUUCAGCAGCACUAUUUUGUUUGCAGUUAUGUAAAAUACUUGGAUUUUCUGUAGCUGAAUUUUGUCUCAAUGUACUUUUCUCAUGGGCCUGACUGAAACUCCAUAAUAGUGUUAAAUGUAUGUGUUUGGUUUCAGUGGUCUUUUAACUGUGAAUUGUGUUAGAGCUCAGAACUCAGAAAAGUUUGUUUGAAUGCUGAUGGGGCAGAAAUAAUAUGUUUGUAAAGUUUCCAUGGAGGACAAGGUGAGAAGGUAAAGUGAGUAGGAUGUUUGCAUUCGAUCCUUAAUAUAUUUUGUACUGUAUACAUCUACCUCAAAAGAGAUUUAUCGGGCUUAACCGGUAUUUAUAUUUGUGCGUAAAGAGUAAUGACUUAGUCCUUCUGUUGUAUUUAUUUGAAUAAAGAUGUGAUGGUUGUAACUCAGGGCUUUGGUUAGAUAUCUUUAAGGAUAAGCUCAGAAGUUUCUCUUAACAUAUUUGCUGUUAGCUCUUGCCUCUUGAAAUGGGACAAAGGCAUGCUAGUUGUUAAGAGUGUUAGCAGAGGGGGAAGAAAUGGAAAAUAGCUUUAGGAUUAAUGAUUAAAUGUGUGUGGUGAGGAAGCCACUUUUGUAAGGUUGGCCUGUCUGAAGAGACUUACGUGUCAUUUCAGAGUAGUGCUUGGUGUUACCCCUUUCUCAGGAACCUGACAGUCUCAAUAGUGAGUUGGGCAAUUGGCAGAUACAGUUGCCUGCAACAGGGUAUCUCCUUUGGAUACUCUGGGAAACCUUGAUGCUGAUGUUUAGAUUUGGUUUUAGGGUACCUAAAAACUACCUGCAUAAUAGGCUUAUCUUUCUGGUACAGCACCACAAUGUACCUAGAUUCCCUCAUGCUUUGCAAAACAGAGCUCGUCUAGACUUGGACUUUGGACUGUGGACUCUCCUUUCUGGCAUUAUAAAAAUGAAAAUGUGAGCUGGGCAGGAAGGGCGAAUCAAGGAAGUAGGGCAGUAGCUUUGCAUCUGCUGCUCAGGUUGAAGGUGUGGCAGUGUUUAGGCAGGUUUCAGGCAGCAGAGUGGAGCAGGUCUGGCAGGGGAGUGACAGUGGCUGCGGCUUGUACUGAGAAACUUAACUGAGAGUCUGGGCUCUGAGUGGGCUGCAGCUGGGUAGAGUAUGGAGCAGCCAACAGCUUGCUGCAAGGUCGUGUAUGUAUGAGCCUGAGGAAAGUAGGGUGGCAGGAAUGCAAGAGAAGACUGGGGGUUCCUUGCUUUUGAUGUAGACCUGCAUCUGUUGAAUACAGUGAUUGUCUUGCUUCUAUCUUCUCCAAGCAGUAGGAUUCACUUUUAAACAGUUUAGGUGGAAGACUCCCCCAGAAGAACUGUUCUGAGAUCUUGACCAUUUUGUAGGUGGCAGGAGAGGAAAAGCCAGGAAACUAGUAGUUGCUCGAGGCAAAGUAGUUGAAUUCCAUAUUCUUGAAUAAUUACUUCUAUGGUUAUUACGGAUUCAGGUUACUUAAACGUUGUUUUAUGGCUCUUGCUUCUCCUCUUAACAUGCACUCACUGAAUGCUGAGCACACUGGUGGUUUGUCUGUUCCCCUGGUGCUGAUGGCUGCCAAGUGCAAUUCAAGGGCAUACCUGAAGCACAGGAGACCUCUGUAUGUAUUCCUGGUGGGAAGCAGCAGGGAGAAAUCUAUUAGGAAGCAUAUGUGAGGUUUUAGCAUCUUACUGUGUGCUUAUAAGUGGGGAAAAAGAGGAAUUACUACUAGAUUUUGCUGACUGACAAUCUCCCAGCUCCUUAUUUGGGAACUACUGGCCUAAUACAUUUAACAGCUGUGGAGCUGGGUGUUGUAAUACUGUUUGGGGUUUUUUUUGAGGACAAAAGACAAAUUCCUGCUGUCCAGUUUUAUCUCAGGAGCUGAAGGCAUACCAACUUGCAUGUGCUUUGCUGUGAUGGAGAGGGUCCUGCUGGAGACAGUGCUGGCAAGGCAGAUUUCAGGGGUGCUGUGCUCAGUGAGAGAUGUCAGACUUGGAGUCUUCCAAGAAGAAAUGUUGACUGCAAAAAGACCCCUAUUCUGCCAAACAGACUCUUUGGAGAAGAAAGGAAUAAUGGAGAAAUAGUAUCUUUGCUCCUGACACAUGCUGUUUUCUGCUGUGUUGGUACUGAGUUAAUAUGUUGGACUUUAGAAAGCAUCUGUGCUGUAAAGCUGAAGAAGCACUACUGAGCAGGGAUUUUGGCUCAAACCAGAAGUAGGGCAUCUGCCAAGAUGGUUAUCUAGUGUUCGCAUCUGGCUAAGCCUUUGGAAAUAUUUUCUUUGCUUACCUGUCUCAGGUGUCAGAGUUCAUUGCUGUAUCAUCUAGCAGACCAUGGUUUAGGACUUGUAUAGAUAAAGAAAGGACAUGGCCAUUUUGAUUUAAAAUUAGUUUACCCAUGGAAGUCUGACAGAUAAUGUGUGACUUAAGGUUUACUUGAAUAUACAAAAUACAAAAAUACGAAGCCCAUAUGCAGUUUUAGUGAGAUUUUCAUCUAGACUUGAUCAUAUUGUUACCGAUCCCUAAUCAACAAAUUCUUUGGUCAGGUGUCACUGUUUGGGACAAAACUUCAGACAAAUUUUCAGUGGUUGUUUAAGCACAGAGAAAUUGUCUAAUGUGAGGAACAGAACCGAACCAAAAACUUCAAAAUUGAAAUUGGGUCAAGAUUUAGUCCUUUCAGCAGUGAAAAAGUUUGGUUUUUUUUUUCUUCCUGUAUCUGACAUUCUUAUUCUGGCUUUGGUUUUUCACUCAACAGAUGGUUGGAAGAGCCAGAGCAUAUGCUGAGGAGCAAAUAAAUUUUAUGCUAAGGACAUGUAUGUUGGGCUGUGGUAAGAGUGUAGUGAUAUACUUAGCCAUACCUUUCAAUGAUAAUCCUGUUAGCUAUUUGACUUAGGUUGUUAAAUCAGUCUCUAUUUUGUAUUAAAAAACCCAGUCCCACUGAUUCAAUACGUCUAUCUUGUUAAAGAAAUACGUGUACUUCUGUAAGUGUAUUUAUUUCUCUACAAGUCUUACCAAGUAAACAAGCUUUAACUUUUAAUGGUAGGGACUAGAAUAGGAAUGUCAGCUUUAGCACUGUUUGCUGAAUGUAAUCAUAUUUUCUAUUCCCGAUUAUUUGUAUUGUGUGUUGUUCAUUGAAACAGUACUUCUCUUACCCUUUGAUAGACCUGUGAUAACUUCCAUAUCUCACUUAAACUGCAGUGUAUUCUUCUGAAAAAAGUAUUGGUAUGUACAUCCUAUAUCAAAAUAGUUUUGAUGGUUCUUCGAUUUUUCUAAAUGUCAAAUGUAUUUUGCAGUUGGAUUUUUUUAUUUGUGCUAUUUAUACUGUAGAAGGGGGCAGAGGGAGCCAGGUGAAGAGGAGUUACGAAUUCUCAAUUUGUAUGUUGUGCAGUUUUUCUUCUUUCUCUUGGCAGCUUGUGCUUUGCCCAUCUGUCCAAUUCAGUUUUGUGAAAACAGGAUGCCUCAUCUGAACUGCAGAUAAACUUGGGCUGACAUCUGUUUGUUUCUGCUUUACUCUGCACCUAUAUCAUUGAGGUUUUUAAUCCUGAAAAUAAAAAGUACAACUUGAGUUAAUCAUC
Athene cunicularia (burrowing owl) is the source of this 6380-nucleotide messenger RNA. RefSeq names its product phosphatidylinositol specific phospholipase C X domain containing 2 (gene PLCXD2). Gene Ontology annotation, biological process: lipid metabolic process. The transcript has 4 exons. Bases 16 to 894 code for a protein of 292 amino acids. The record is from RefSeq and is a predicted model, not a curated record. NCBI's taxonomy places the organism in Eukaryota, Metazoa, Chordata, Aves, Strigiformes, Strigidae. Gene Ontology annotation, molecular function: phosphoric diester hydrolase activity.